GCCACAGGUUAUUUUUGAGGUGCAGUCGGGAUUUGGCUAGUUGUGACUUUGGGCAAUGAGUCUGUUUCCUCCUCCAAAUAUGGGGGCGUCUAAAGGAAUGCUGUUUAUGCAUUCCAACAUACUUUAUAACUUUCAUUGCAACAUUUCCCUAGCCUUCCUGAAGUUGCCAGCUGGAGUUUGGAAUAACCAUAAGAAGGGGGAAUAUAUGCCUGCAUGUGUGUCACGUUUUAGGAAGGAUAAUUCAAGAAAUGUAGGGGCCAGGGAGGGCAGCAGACUUACAUAAGGGGACAGAAUGAAAGUGGUAUUUGAAGUUUUAAUCAUGUCCGUAGAUUACUGUUCCAAUUCUUUAAAGGCUCACACCUGGUUAAUUAUGAAUGUCAGAGACCUCCUGGGUCCUCACAGAUGGGGAGCUCCAUACAGGUGGAUACGGGGUCUCCUUGACUAAGUCCCAGGGCCUAGAACACCAUCUGCACACCGAGGGUGCUGAGUGAAUAUUUGUUGAAUGAGGAAUGGAAGCCCGACUAGGGAGCAGUUUGGAAAAUGGUAACAACUCCAUAAGAUUAAUACCAUACAGCCACUGAAAGGAUAAUUAUGAAUAAGUAGAAACAUUACAUUUUUAAUAAAUGAAAUGAAUGAACAAAUGGAAUUGCAAUAAUGGCAUACAUUUACAUAUUGCCUGCAAAUGAAUAAAGAUGAAGUCAUACCAAAAAAAAAAUGGGGAAAAUCAAACAUUGGUCCCAGAUAGUCCUGAAUAUUUUAGAAGGGCCUCAACUGAGCAUUCAAAAUGGGGUUUAAAAAAAUGAAGAAAACUAAAAUAACUUAAAGGAGAGGUCAAAUGUAAGGUCACCUGAUUGGACCUAUAUAAUUAGACUUGCUCUGGCUUAUCAAGAAUCAGAGAGGGUACCACCAGGGUAUUCUCAAGACGUGCAUUUCUAGCUAACAUGAGUUUUCUGUUGUCAUUUUGCUUCUCUGUGAGGAUAUUUAAAAUGGCUGCUGCUCCUCAAGCACCCGGGAGAGGAUCUGUUCGGAAGACGAGACCUUUGAUUGUAAAGACAUCACUGAAUAAUCCGUACACUAUCUGUUGGAGCCCUCUAGAGAGAGAGGAUAUGCACUUCAUAUUGCAGACGCUUGAGGACAGGUUUAAGUCCAUCGGACUUCAGAAGAUUGAAGAUAAGAAGAAAAAGAAAAAAACACCCUUUUCAAAAAAAGAAAGUAGAGCAAAAGGCAUCACAGAUGUUGAUGUCAGUGAGGAUAUGAAGGAGAAGAAAGGAGAUGCUGGCCAGCAGGUAUCAGGGUGGACACCCGUGCAUGUCCGGAAGCAGCUUGCCAUUGGCGUUAACGAAGUCACCAGAGCCCUGGAGAGGAGUGAACUGCUUUUAGUUCUAGUGUGCAAGUCGGUCAAGCCUGCUGUGAUCACCUCGCACCUGAUCCAGUUAAGCUUGAGCAGAACCGUACCUGCUUGUCAGGUUCCUCGGCUCAGUGAGAGGAUCGCCCCUGUCAUGGGCUUGAAAUGCAUUCUGGCCUUGGGGUUCAGAAAGGACACCACUGACUUUGUGGACGAAGUAAGAGCCAUCAUUCCUAGGGUGCCCAGUUUAAGUGUACCAUGGCUUCAAGACAGAACUGAGGAUGUCAUGGAAAAUCUAGAGAAUGAGUCUUUGGAAAGCCAAGACAAAGAGGUUCUGGACACUUCAUCUGAAGACCUCUCGAAACAUAAGAGGAAGCUUACUGAGGGUCAGCAGGCUUCCACCAUAAUAUUACAACCCCUCAAAAUAAAGAAACUGGUUCCAAACCCUAAUAAGAUAAGGAAACCACCUAAAAGUAAAAAAACUACUUCAAAGUAAUCUUGCAUAAACUUGUCAUUUCAUAGUUUGUAAAAGGACACUUUUUAAAGAAGGCUUGAAACUAAUAAAAGGAUUUCUAUUUACAUGUA
Molecule: messenger RNA, 1930 nt
Organism: Carlito syrichta (Philippine tarsier)
Lineage: Eukaryota; Metazoa; Chordata; Mammalia; Primates; Tarsiidae
Gene: RPP38
Product: ribonuclease P/MRP subunit p38
Exons: 1
Coding region: 942-1841 (299 amino acids)
Biological process (GO): tRNA 5'-leader removal
Cellular component (GO): ribonuclease MRP complex; fibrillar center; nucleolar ribonuclease P complex
Molecular function (GO): ribonuclease P activity; ribonuclease P RNA binding
Source: RefSeq, a predicted model, not a curated record